GGAAGACGUGGUGAGCACACAAGCCACUGUCGGAAUUGCGAGGUGCAGAGCCGUCGCUGCUGCCUGCGGAUCCGCGCCCGGAGUUUGAGGAACCACCCUCUUGCUCGGCUUCCCCAGCGCAGCCAAGAUGCUGUCCUGCCGCCUCCAGUGCGCUCUGGCCGCGCUCUCCAUCGUCCUGGCCCUGGGCGGUGUCACCGGAGCGCCCUCGGACCCCAGACUCCGCCAGUUUCUGCAGAAGUCUCUGGCUGCUGCGGCGGGGAAGCAGGAGCUGGCCAAGUAUUUCUUGGCAGAGCUAAUGUCUGAACCCAACCAGACAGAGAACGAUGCCCUGGAACCUGAAGAUUUGUCCCAGGCUGCUGAGCAGGAUGACAUGAGGCUGGAGUUGCAGAGAUCUGCUAACUCAAAUCCAGCCAUGGCACCCCGAGAACGUAAAGCUGGCUGCAAGAAUUUCUUCUGGAAGACUUUCACAUCCUGUUAGUUUUAUUAAUGGUACUUCUCAGGCCUCUGAUCCCUCACCUCCAAACCCCAUUCCUCUUCCCUAGUCCCGUAAAUCCUCAGCUAGACCCUUGCAUUAGAAAUUGAAAACUGUAAAUACAAAAUAAAAUUAUGGUGAAAAUAUGGAAAA
Orycteropus afer afer is the source of this 625-nucleotide messenger RNA. RefSeq names its product somatostatin (gene SST). Gene Ontology annotation, molecular function: hormone activity. Gene Ontology annotation, biological process: regulation of cell migration. Lineage: Eukaryota; Metazoa; Chordata; Mammalia; Tubulidentata; Orycteropodidae. Gene Ontology annotation, cellular component: extracellular region. The record is from RefSeq and is a predicted model, not a curated record.